GCGGCGAGCACGUGGUGCAGUGCAGUCGGUGUGUGCGUGUGUGUGCGGUGCCUGAAGCCAGCGCUGAGUGGAGCUUGUCUGCCAGCAGCUUCAGCAGCGGCUCGUUCUGGAUCCUAGCACGCUCACUGACAAUUCAAGGAGGCCCCCUUUUCUUCCUAUUUCCCGCGGAUUAUCGUUCACCAUGGGCGACAAAAAGAGCCCUAGCAGGCCAAAAAGACAAGCCAAACAAGCUGACGACGGCUACUGGGACUGUAGCGUCUGCACCUUUAGGAACACGGCCGAGGCUUUUAAAUGCAACAUCUGCGAUGUGAGAAAGGGCACAUCAACAAGGAAACCCAGGAUCAACUCCCAACUGGUGGCCCAGCAGGUGGCCCAGCAGUACCCAAUGCCACCCCCGGCUAAAAAAGAGCGACGGGAGCGGAGCGAGCGCACAGACAGGGAACGGGCGGACGGUGAAGGAGAGAGCGCUAUCGGGGAGGCUCGCCCUGAAGGUGAGCGUCCGGAGAUAGUGAGGCCCGAGAUAGACACUUCUCCCCCUGACAUUGACAAGAGUGACAAGGAGCAGCCCAAGGAGCAGCCAAUCCAAGACAAAGCCGACAGAGAGAGAGACAUCAUCCCGGCCCUCACAAAGAAGCCCAGCAUCAAAAAAAGCAGGUCAGUGAGCAUGGAUGCAGAUAGAGACAUUUUGCUGAGGGCGUCAUUGCCUCACUGGUGUUUGUGUCUGUCUUCCCCCAGACCCAAAUCAGAUAACCAUCAGAGUCCACCCAGUGACAAACAGAGUAUACAGUCUGGCAAAUCAGCAACCAAGACCAACAACAAGAACAAUCAUAUUUCCAGGCCCAAGCUGAAGAACAUCGACCGGAGCACGGCGCAGCAGCUGGCCAUCACCGUGGGCAACGUGACGGUGAUCAUAACAGACUUUAAGGAGAAGAGCCGUUCCUCGUCUACGUCCUCGUCCACGAUCACGUCGAGCGCAGGCUCCGAACAGCAACACCAGAGCUCCGGCUCAGAGAGUAUGGACAAAGGCUCGUCGCGUGCCUCCACGCCCAAAGGAGAUCUCUCCGCAGGGCACGACGAGUCCUUCUAGGGCCUGGCCCUCUCUCUGUUGACCCCGCCCACUUGACCCCCUUUUCACCCCACGUUACUGGACACUUUGGAUCCCAAAUGGGGAGAGACUUCACCUUCCCCACGGCCACGCUGCCUCUGUUCCAUGACCAACCUGGAUGAGGAGAAGGGCUCAGAGUGCACCUAACAUGGAAACGAAGGCCUCCAGUGGACAAGGAAAAGUAGCUGUGGACUAAACAGAGUUAACGCCCAUGCUAGCGUCAAGACACUUGUAUGUAUUGUUUUAUAUUUGGACGUGGAUGUGAGGCCAAGUCGAUCUUUUUGUUUUUGUCGAGAACAUUUCUCCGCCGGGCACAAUAACCACCGUUGUUUUAUUAUUAUCAUUUGUACCCUUAUUUAUUACCUGUGGCACCUGUAUACUUGGGUAUUUUCCGUAUAAUGUUGAAGCUUGGCUGCGUAGCUCUGCAGACCGAUCCUUCCCUCAGUGAUUUUAUUGCAGUUUGAAAUUAUGCCAGACACACACACACACACACACACACACACAAAGGUGCUAGAUACACUGUGAAAAGUUUUGCAGAUAUUCCAAUCACUCAAUGUGAUGAAGAAUCCAAUUGCCACUCCCUUUCCUCAACAAAACGGUCUCACUCCGAACACUGUUGGGACCUUCUUCACGGCUGCGGUGUGCACCCAGAAGUCCAAAUACUCAACUUUCAACUCAUAAUCUUCUACAGUAUUGUGUGUCCUUAACUGUACAGUGUAGGCUGUUGUGUAAAACACUAAAAGCUGUUGGUAUUUGCUCCAUUCCGUUGUGCAAAUGUUGAGUUUCCUGGCUCCAGGUGAAGUUGUGUGGCCCUUAAGUUGGAGUUUAUCCUGAUGCGACUGAAGGAUAGUUGCACGCAGUCUCACUUGGUGAAACCAUAUGGAACUGUCAAACACACUUCAACAAAUGUAAUUUUUUUGUUUGUUUGUUGUGACACCUCAAAACCUGCUAGAAACCAGUGCAAAUAAGUUCUCUUCUUGACAAUUUCAUUUCCUUUUUUAUAUUUGCUAAAUAGUAAUUUAAAGACUACAGUCAUUGUAGGUGAAAAUAAAAUCACAAUUGCUCUUUCAUUUUAGAACAGCAAGGAUUGUUAAAGGUUCUAAUUCACUUGCACCCAUAGCUGAUACGAGAACAACCUAAUUUCCUUUUAAGUGUAUGAAAUUGUAUAAAGAAUAAAUGUGUAUAUGAUAUCUUAGUUUUAUUUAUUGAAGGACCAAAGGAAUUUCAUAUUGACAUGAUACAUAGAUGAAUAAAAAUUUGAAAUGCAAUUAUUGCAAUUAUCUAAUGUUUGAGAUGAAUAACAGUUUAAAUAAAGACUAAUAUAAUCCAUGUUAAUGGUGUUCUUAUUGUUCACUCUCGCUGCGCACAGCGCGUCACACUGGACACGUGCAGGUGGUGAGAGGCGGGCUGAGUGAACCCCCCAUCACCAUAGAUGUAGCCCCCCUCACCCGCAGCACACCAGGUGUGGCUGAGGUCCAUCCCGGCAGAAUUUGAGAGCACGAGUUCAUCUGUGCUUUCUCACGAGGGGAUAACCCUUUUAUGUAUCUCAUACCUUUUUCUUUCUUUUGCUCUUCAGUGGUUAAAAUGUAAUCGUACUUUGUUGCGUAUGAAAAAAUGCCAUCAGUGUUCAAAGUGGGGAGAAGCCAGGUGGAUACAAUGGGCUGAAAAUGAAAUGUUGGAUUUUUACACCCAGUUUUGUAAUACAAUCGUUCCGAAAUGGGCCUAAAAAGCCAUUGUUUCACUUGCCUUAUCUGCAACCACAUAGUACUGCAAGUGAAAAGAUUUGUGUUAAAUUAUUGACAAAUGGCCAUUUGAGUAUAUGACAUAUUGCUUGUACAUAGUUUUAAAAUCUGCAAACACUAUUAAAUGGCAUUGAAGCUGAAGUCAUUUGUUCCUCGUUUUCUUUCCGCGCAAGCAGUUCUGUUCUUGUGUGCGACCAGUAACCUUAAUUUACUGUGUAAAGAUGGUUACAUUUUUUUAGCUUUGUUUGUCAGAGAUCCAAAUAUACAAUGCUUGUUUACUGACUGUAUAUCUUAAACGUGAAUUCCCAACUCAGUGUAUUAUACAAACUCAUUUCUUCCUAUAAGAUGUCUUGUAAAAUGGUUUUAAAACUUAUUGAUCUGUUGAAAAGGAAUGUGAGAACAUUUGUAGGACAGUACAAUAAUUCAUUCUUUGUUUCAUCAUUUAAGUUUUCCUUUUUAUUUUUGGUUUGUUUAACUUCUAGCUGAUGUGUCAUUGUUUCCCUUUGUGAAAUGGUCACAUUAUGUUUCUGGUGUGGAAAUGUAUGUAGCCUUUUCAGCAGAUCACAGCUUUUCGUCCAGCUUCUAAUGUUGAACUACGACAUGUUCCUGGCAUGUGCACGACUUUGCGCUUAUAGACUAACCUGAUCAUUUUCCUUCUUGCUUCAAAUAGAAAUGUCUAUUUAUGAAUUUUGCUUGUAGUUUUUCACAAAUAAAAUUGUUGAAGUUA
This is a messenger RNA of Phyllopteryx taeniolatus (common seadragon), 3574 nucleotides long. It is a transcript of the gene rybpb, whose product is annotated as RING1 and YY1 binding protein b. Gene Ontology annotation, molecular function: DNA binding; transcription coregulator activity. The record is from RefSeq and is a predicted model, not a curated record. The transcript is spliced from 4 exons. Gene Ontology annotation, biological process: positive regulation of DNA-templated transcription. Gene Ontology annotation, cellular component: nucleus. Lineage: Eukaryota; Metazoa; Chordata; Actinopteri; Syngnathiformes; Syngnathidae. Bases 182 to 1087 code for a protein of 301 amino acids.